AUGCAUACCGAACAAUACACAGAUAUAUCCAUUAAAAUAUCACGGUUGCUGCUGAAAAUCACGGGUAUUUGGAAAUCGGCGAACAAAACCGAAGAUAGGCAAAGAAAAUUCGCGGUGUUCUAUACCAUGAUUACAAGCGCUUAUAGCAUGUACGUGAACGUCGCGGAUAUUUAUCACAAUUUGAACGAUUUGGACCGUUGUAUCUUUCUGGCAGCCAACGUAUUGAACACGAUAUUGGUGAUGUUUAAAAUUUCGAUAAUAAAUCUUUAUAAAACGGAAUUCUCUCAUAUAAUCGUAUAUGCCCAAAAGCAUUUUUGGCACUUGAAUUAUGAUCUCGAUGAGAAGAUACUUUUCGCGGAAUGCAAGAAAGUUUGCAAACUGUGGUCGCUAUUUAUAAUCCUUGUUAUACAAAUUAUUGCCUCCUUCUAUGCAGUUGCACCAAUCUGCGCGAACAUUAGAAGCAAUAGCUCAGAGAGAGCACUUCCGGUCGCAAUGUGGGUCGAUCUGCCGAUAUACGUGACACCGUAUUACGAAAUAAUGUUCGUCAUUCAGCUAGCGACUGUGCAACAAAUCUGUGUAGCCUAUAUGGCCUGCGACAACUUCUUAUGCAUACUGAAUAUGCACGUGAUCUGCCAAUUCCGCAUCCUGCAUAACAGGCUUUUGAACCUAUGGAAGAUCAUCGACCAGCAAACGGAUAAGGUCGAUUACACCGACAAGUGCUACGCAGCGUUGAAAAAAUGCAUUCGGCAGCAUCAGUCGUUGAUCAAAUUCUGCGAAAGGCUCGAAUAUGUUUAUAAAUUACCAAUCUUCGGCCAUAUAGUCAUCUUUAGCUUGCUGAUGUGUUUCGACACGUACGAGAUACUUUUGGCAGAUGUAUCCCCUGGUACACGACUGAUUUUCGUGUUCCACAUGUUCGGUAACUUUAUCCAUAUAAUUUUCUUUACGUACACUUGCCACGGCUUAAUGGAGGAAAGUUCGAAUAUUAGCUUGGCAACGUACUCAGGCUGGUGGACGACUUUGCCAAUGACCGAAACUGGCAGAAUGUUACGAGAAGACGUGAAGAUAAUGAUAAUGAAAUCAACGCGACCAUGCUAUCUGACCGCCGGUGGAUUCUUUCCUGUAUCUUUGGAAACAUCUACCGCGCUUAUGAGUACUACAAUGUCAUACUUUACGCUCAUAAGGGAAUCGUCUUUGAAAAUGAAGAAUAAAUAA
This is a messenger RNA of Bombus pyrosoma, 1212 nucleotides long. RefSeq names its product odorant receptor 30a-like. The record is from RefSeq and is a predicted model, not a curated record. Gene Ontology annotation, cellular component: plasma membrane. Bases 1 to 1212 code for a protein of 403 amino acids. NCBI's taxonomy places the organism in Eukaryota, Metazoa, Arthropoda, Insecta, Hymenoptera, Apidae. Gene Ontology annotation, molecular function: odorant binding; olfactory receptor activity. Gene Ontology annotation, biological process: sensory perception of smell; detection of chemical stimulus involved in sensory perception of smell. The transcript has 6 exons.